UCUUGAUUGUAAACCAAACUACUCCUAAAUACGAACCCUAUUUUUUUCUUCUUCUCGAGAUCUGUUCUUGCUAUGGGUGACUGCAUACCAGGACUACAAAAGGAAAACAAACCUAAGACGCAGUUGUUGGAAUAUGCGUCUUUAAAAAAACACAAAAUAAUAGACCUUCCUAAAAAUGCUGGUAAUUCAAUCAGACUUGACUAAAAUAUUCGAAUUUUUUUUCCUCUGGUCGAUUUUCAAAAUCGCGAAGCAACUGCAAGAUGUGUACUUUAAGCUUACUAUUUUUUAUCGGAAUAUUAUUGAUUUAUGUUGGAGCACAACGACCAGAUAUUGUGGAUGAAAUUUUACCCGAGGUAAAACAGAAGACCCAGAAAGGGUAUUUGAACUGUACCGUGGUGAACAAAGGUUCUGAGUCUGUGGUGCAGUGGUCCAAAGUGGAAACGGUAAAUGGUGGAAAUCCUAUUUUGCUCAGUGAAGAUGACAAAAUUGUGUAUCAAGGUAAUACUGUGAUAAAUGAGGAUUCGGGGCUGCGUAAAUAUGAUAUGGAGAGUCGUAUAAAUGGACGGAGAGUCACGUACAUGUUGGUGAUUCGAUAUUUAACAGAGGAGGAUGUUGGCGAUUAUUUGUGCACGAUAAGAAUUCAAGGAGUACAGUGGCCGGAAUGGCCAAAGAAGAUCGGAAAAUUAACAGUACAAACUGCUCCGCAGAUCCAGCCCAGUAUAAACUCCAUUUAUGAAAAAGAAAUUGGAUCUUCUCUUCAGCUGACAUGCGAGUCCCAUGGCAACCCCUACCCAAACAUAACCUGGAAGAGAGAGGACGGUCAGGAACUACCUACUGGAGGGUUUCAGUCAAGGGGGGCAACGUUAAAUCUGACUGAUAUUCAGAGAAAUGACAGAGGGAACUACAUCUGUGUAGCUGACAAUAAUGUAAAACCCCCUGACAGCUUCAAAGUGGAGGUCAUCGUCUUUUUUCAGCCCUCAUGUAGGCCUGUGCAAUCAGCGGUGGGUCAGGCUAAGAACAGAAGGUUUAAUGCUAAACUGGAGUGUAUUGUUGCAGGUUAUCCUCAACCAAGUAUGAAAUGGAUGAAAGAAACAGAGAAUGGAAAACUCAUUGAAAUAGAUGAUGAUGACAAAUAUGAUAUCACCAAGCAGUUUAGCAGCCAGCUACAGAAUGAUGAGUUUUGGUACACACUCUUGGUGAAGAACGUUCAGGCCACAGACUACACAAACUACUAUUGUGUGGGUACCAAUAAAUAUGGUGACGGAGAAACAACCAUUUCUUUAUUUGAAACGAGGCAGUGCCAGGGACUUCUCUGUCCUUAUUUGACUGCUCCUCAGAUCCAGCCCAAUAUCACCUCCAUUUAUGAAAAAGAAAUUGGAUCUUCUCUGCAGUUGACAUGCGAGGCUCACGGCAACCCCUACCCAAACAUAACCUGGAAGAGAGAAAACGGGGAGGAAUUAUCUACUGGGGUGUUCCAGUCAAGGUUAAAUCUGACUGAUAUUCAGAGACAUGACAGAGGGAACUACAUCUGUGAAGCUGACAAUAAUGUAGAACCCCCAGACACCUUCAAAGUGGAGCUCAUCGUCUUUUUGAAGCCCUCAUGUAGGUCUGUACAAUCAAUGAUAGGUCAGGCUAAGAACAGAACGUUUAAUGCUACACUGGAGUGUAUAGUUGCAGGUUAUCCUCAACCAAGUGCGAAAUGGAUGAAAGAGUCAGAGAAUGGAACACUUACUGAAAUAGAUGAUGACGAUAAAUAUGACAUCACCAAGCAGUUUAGCAGUCUGCUGCAAAACUAUGAGUUUUUAUACACACUCUUGGUAAAGUACGUUCAGGCCACAUACUACACAAACUACUAUUGUGUGGGUACCAAUGAAUAUGGUGAAGGAAAAACAACCAUUGUCUUAUUUGAGACGAUGGAGUGUCAGGGAUUUAACUGUCCUUACUUGGAUGAAAUUUUACCUGAAAUGAAGCAGAAAGGUGAAACCGGCUAUUUGAACUGCACAGUGCUGAAGAAUAGAUAUUGUAACGUUGUGCAAUGGUCAAAAGCUAGGGUAAAUGAAACUGGAAAUCCGGUACUGAUAAGUGAGAAUGAAACGAUUAUUGAUCAAGAGAUGUUAUCAAGUGAGAAAGCAGGACUGGGAAAAUACGAUGUUCAGACUCUUACAAACGAGAACAAAAUUUCAUAUAUGUUGUUGAUUCGAAAUAUAUCAGAAGUGGAUGGUGGAGAAUACUAUUGCAGUCUGACACCUGAAGGACAAUCCAAUUAUAUAUGCGAUCAGAAGACUGGUAUUUUAUACGUCAAUGAGACUUUGUAUUGUCAAGGAACUGACUGUCCAAGUUCUUCCGGACCACAGAUGGAGCAUUUCAUGGCCUUCUUGACGUUAUUUCUCCUCUGCCUGAAACAUUGUAUCACUUGAUCACGGAGGAAGACCUGUCCAUUAAGUCAAAGACACUGGAAAUGUACUUGUUUAAAUUUCGUAUGAGUAAUUAUAUUUGAAAACCGUUAACAGUGAAAAAAAUGUAGAGGAGCUUCUGGAGUAUAUUACGAUUUACAACUGCAUUAAUCAUUGAUUCAACUGAAAUCAUUCAUUCUUAGUCUUCGAGUUAAAUUGUGGUGUUUUGUGAACUUAAUUUUUUUUUUUAAAUCUGUAAUUGUAUUAUAAAAGCGUUCAUUUUUCCACAUAGUAAUCAUUUUGGUCAUGUACCGAGAUGUUUUAUCAAAUCAUAUGCUUUGCGCGGAUCUAGAAAAUUUUCCAGGGGAAUCAUUUUCCUCAAUGAUUCGAGUACAAGUAUAUAUUCUGUAUAGCUGCUUGGUCCGAUUUUAUAUCAAACUGAAUAUUUUUUUUUUAAAUACAUGUAUUCAUUUACAUGUUCAUGAAAUGUGUUACAAUGAAAUUAAACAUCUCAGGUGAUAAUUACAGGUAGUAAGUCUAAAACAGACUAUACACCAUCUUUACUAGCUAAGAGUUUACGAUCCAUUCUGUUCCUAUACUGUAGAGGAAAAGAGUCACAGAUAUACACAUAUGACCUCUCAGGUGUGAAAAUCCUAAUUUUAGCUAGCUGGAAAAAAGAAAAUAAAAAUUUUAAUGCUUGUCUAGGUUUGAAUAAACCAUUUUUUUAAAAUGCAUAUACAUAGACAAAGCUUUGCUACUUACAUUUGUUAUGCCUAUGAAUAAACGUAUGAAUUUUUACCUUGUAUAUGCCUCUUCCAAGAUAAUCAUUAUGUAUUGAAAACAACUUUUUUCACUGCCUUACUCUCACAUUGCAAUUUCAGGAAAUCGAAAUAAUGUUUAUUUGUUUGGUUUUUAAUUUUUUUAACAUAAAUAAUUGCAAAUUAUAAUAAACAUGACAUUAAAAAGGUUUGAACAAAAUGUCCGACUUGCGAA
Messenger RNA from Magallana angulata, 3386 nucleotides. RefSeq names its product lachesin-like. The transcript is spliced from 16 exons. The record is from RefSeq and is a predicted model, not a curated record. Gene Ontology annotation, cellular component: neuron projection. The coding region runs from base 261 to 2417 and encodes 718 amino acids. Lineage: Eukaryota; Metazoa; Mollusca; Bivalvia; Ostreida; Ostreidae.